This is a messenger RNA of Dermacentor albipictus, 3768 nucleotides long. Its product is annotated as probable phosphorylase b kinase regulatory subunit alpha. NCBI's taxonomy places the organism in Eukaryota, Metazoa, Arthropoda, Arachnida, Ixodida, Ixodidae. Gene Ontology annotation, molecular function: calmodulin binding. Gene Ontology annotation, biological process: glycogen metabolic process. Gene Ontology annotation, cellular component: phosphorylase kinase complex. The record is from RefSeq and is a predicted model, not a curated record.
CCGCGUGCCUUGAGCUCGCGUGCCUUCGCGAGCUGUCGUUCUGCGGUUCGGUUGCUUCACCGGCUCUGCUCCAUGCGCACGGCUUCGGUCGCACCUGAUAUCGCCAGCUAGUUGGUUCGCCUUCGGGGCUUCAUUCCUUACUUUGACCCCUCGAGCUGCCAUGGCAACGCGGAGUUGUCCUCGGCUGAGCUACUACUACCGGCUGCUCAACCGCACGGUGCUGGCCUUCCAAGACCCCGCGACUGGCCUGAUACCGUCGCAGAAAUACGAGCACCACGCCUGGGUGCGUGACAACGUGUACGCUGUUCUCUCAAUCUGGGCUCUCUCGCUCGCCUACCGCAAGAACACCGAACUCGACGAGGACCGGGCGCGUACCUACGAACUGGAACAGUGCUGCGUCAAGCUGAUGCGAAGUCUGCUCUCGGCCAUGAUGGAGCAGAAAGAGAAACUCGAACGGUUCAAGGAGACUCACAGCCCCACCGACUGUCUGCACGCGAAGUACAACUCAACCAGCAUGGAAACGUGCACGGGUGACGAGGAGUGGGGCCAUCUGCAGCUGGACGCGACGUCCGUCUAUCUCCUCACCCUGGCACAGAUGACCGCCGCCGGCUUGCAGAUCGUGUUCAGCCUCGACGAAGUCGCCUUCGUGCAGAACCUCGUGUUUUACCUCGAGGGCGCCUACUGCAUACCCGACUAUGGAAUGUGGGAGCGAGGCGACAAGACCAACCGCGGCAUACGCGAGCUCAACUCGAGUUCCGUCGGGCUCGCUAAGGCCGCCUUGGAGGCCAUGAGCGAGCUCAACUUGUUCGGGAGCUAUGGCGGCCCGUCGUCCGUGAUCCACGUCCUCUCGGACGAGGCCCAAGAGUGCGACGCCGUGCUGACCUCCAUGCUUCCGCGAGAGUCCAGCUCUAAGGAAGUGGAUGCAGCCCUCGUCACGGUCAUCGGUUUCCCUGCUUUCGCCGUGACCGACCAGGAACUGAUCGAUCUCACCCGUCGCACUAUCGUCGACAAGCUGCAAGGCCAGUACGGCUGCAAACGGUUUUUGCGCGACGGUUACAAGACCGCCCGGGAAGACAAAGGCAGGCUAUACUACGAGGGCUGGGAACUGCAGGGAUUCGAGAACAUCGAGUGCGAGUGGCCGCUGUUUUUCUGCUACUUGGUCAUUGACGCCUGCUUCCGCGGAGACCGCAUUACCAUGGACGAGUACUCCGACAUGUUGGAGAGAGUGACCAUAAAGACCGAGGACGGGAUACGACUCGUGCCAGAGAUGUACGCCGUGCAAGCCGACAAGGUCAACAAGGAGUGCGAGAUGCCGCACACCCAACCACGCAUGCCCAUCGGCCAAAUUCCGUUCGUGUGGGCGCAGUCAUUGUACAUCGUGGGUCGCCUCAUGUACGACGAACUUAUCACGCCAGGAGAGAUGGAUCCGCUGAACCGCCGCCUAUGCAUGCUCAAGCGGCCAGACGUAGUUGUGCAGGUGGUUCUGCUGGCCGAAAACUCAACUCUGCGCGAUAUGUUUGCCGAGUUUUGCCCCAGCAUACAAAAAUUGAGUGAAGUGCAACCAAUCGAAGUACAACCAGGAGGGGUGCUAGGGCAGCUAUAUUCUCAUCUGGGCCAAAACCGAAAAAUGGGUCUCUCUGGCCGCAGCGGCACGGACGUUGGCCUUCUGGCCACCAGUAAGAUCUACAGCCUCCAGGACCACCUGUUUGUCUUCACGCCGCAGAACCUGGACAGUGAGGUGUUCCACCUCGUCAACGAUGUUGACCUGUUCGUCAGCACACUGCGCUCGGACCUAGUUGUGCUACGUUCCCAGUGGCACAUCCAGGGGCGGCCCACCAUGGUUCUCAUACUGAGACAGCGACACUUGGUGCACAACAAGCCACCGCCCUCGCUGCGUCAGACGAUCAGGAAACUGGCGUCCGGCUACAUCAACGGGACGCGCGUUUGCCUGGGCAGCCUGGCCGACUUCAUGAGCACCUCGUGCUUCGCCAGCCUGGAUUUUCUCUGCAACUACGAAGACGGCGAUGCCGAAAACUUGCCCAUCUCCGUCCAGGAUUACCUGGACAAGACGAUCAGUAACGCCGACCUUCAUCUCUCUUCGAGCCAUCUUCUCUCGGGAACGUCGAGCGUCAGGGCGCACCGGAAGCUCGCUGUUGCCGGCAUUAUCAAGCGCAGUCGUUCCAUAGCGGUUCACGACAACGUGACAGCCGACUUCAUGAGCCCGCCCGGACUAUUCUCGCCGGAACAAGGAUCGAUGAUGCCUUCGCCCGCCAUGUCCCGCCGCGUCUCUCUCGAAGGAGAGCCGGUGCCGUUUGUCGACGCCACUACCGAACUCGAGCUGGACAAGGUGACUGAGGAGGAGCUGGUGAACACGCUGCGCGAUAGCGAAUCUCUUGAAGAACAGGGGGACAUCCUCCACUACCUGGCCAUGCGUAAGGGCCUCGCCUGGGACACCGGCCUCGGCAAGCCGCACUCAGUGAUCACUGUGCGGGACCUGUUCCAGGAGAUUUACCAGCGCGCCUGCGAGGAACACCAGUGGGGUCUCGUGCGACACUUCGCCAGUUAUCUCGGCAAGCGCGUCGAGGACCUGGCGAAGACCGUCACAGACCUGCUGGUGCGUCAGAAGCAGGUGACCGUGGGUAUGCCACCCAACAACGAAGAGGUGAUCACUCGGCCCCUGUCCACCAACGAACUGCGGACAAUCAUCAUGCGGGUCCACAAGGGCGACCAGAGCACGGCCAUGCUGACCCAGGAGAUUCUCGCGUACCUGGCCCUGUUCAUACGCAGCAACCCGGCACCAUUCCGCGAGAUGCAACGCCUCCGCGUAGGACUCAUCAUCCAGGUGAUGGCGUGGGAGAUGGCUCGCACUUCGCAGCGGAAAGCUACGGACGCGGUCGACGCGCUGCUGAACCUGAGCCCGUUCAGCAUGCAGUCGCUGCUGUUGAACAUCAUCAGCGGCACGGAGCCAGACAACGCGUCCCGCGUGCUCUCGACGGUCCCUGGCUCCACCCCUGGCGUUUUCGCCUCCAAGCGCAGCGAGGCCGAGGUCUUCCUGCACCUGGACAUCGAAGAGACGUCGCCUGACGGGGAGCAGGCGACACAGGGCCUGUGGAUGCGUCGCCGUCGGCUGGACGGCACGCUGAACCGAGUACCCGAGGACUUCUACACACGCGUCUGGGGUAUCCUGGAGCGCUGCCCGGGUGUGUGGGUGCGCGGGUACUGCCUGCACGUGAACCUCACAAAGGAGAUGACGGCGGGCGAGAUCAAGUUCGCAUUACGUGUCGAAGAGAUGCUGAACAAGGUUCCGGAACCCGAGUACCGGCAGCUGCUGGUCGAGGCGCUAAUGGUGAUCAGCCUGGCCGUGGAGAACGACGUGGUGAGCGAAUUCCAGGCGCCCAUCGACGUCGAGUCCGUGGUUCAGCGCGCCCACGGCUUCUUCCUCGAGGACCAAAUCUCCUGCAAGGGCGACGCGUCGCUCUGCUGCGCAACCGACACCAACCGUCCCAUCGCGACUUGCCAGCAGGCCGUCGGCAUCUGCCAGCACUUCUACGACUCGGCGCCCAGUGGGUGCUACGGCACCAUGACCUACCUGCUCCGAGCCGCCGCCUGCUCGGUUCCAGACCUCAAUGUCUCCAUGGUCGACUGCAUGCCCUCGUGACUCGAUUGCGGGCGUCUUACGAUCGUCGUCGUCGUCGUGUCCUUUUUUUUUCUGGCAACCUCACAUUUGGCGUGAUUCGGUAAAUUACACGCGCGGCGUUCUAUCACUGG